UCCGCAAGAUCAUCCAAUACCGGCAUCGACCGCAUCUCUUACUCGUCGUCCCACUCCAAAGAGCGACCGACGGACUAUCUUUGCACGCCAUUUGACCAGCGACUGAAAGCACAUUUGGGAAAGAAAGCCGUUUACCUCCGAUUUUCUAGUGGCAGACUCCGGUUCCGUGCCCUUAAACGUCCAUCGGCUUCCACCUUUGCCGAGUUAGCGGCACUCGCUGCGGCGCCCUGUCCGUUAACGUCAUCUCUCGCCUUGCGUACAUAUUCAGCCUGGCAGCCAUCUCUGUAUCAAACGCCAACAACUCUCCCGAUGAGAGGUAAUACUAAACCCGAGUUCUGACGUCGAAUGGCGCUUCCGCAAAGUCCGCUGUGUACAAUCCCAGUACCCCGUCAUGGAUAACGUUCACAUCGACCCUUUUCCACAGCCCGACCCUCUCCGGUUUCCCAAUACCCGACGGCGAAGCGACGCUCCCGUGAUGGACGGCUCGUUUUCCUCUCCUCGAACCCGCGCGUCCAACCCGCUCGACGGGCAGUCGUCGUCUGACCCAGACACUUGUCGAAUAUGCAGGGGGGAAGGUACUGCCGACGAGCCGCUCUUUUAUCCCUGCAAAUGCAGCGGAAGCAUCAAGUAUGUCCACCAGGACUGCUUGAUGGAGUGGCUGUCGCAUUCCCAAAAGAAGCACUGCGAGCUGUGCAAGACACCCUUUCGCUUCACCAAGCUCUACGACCCGGACAUGCCCAAGUCGCUACCGCUUCACGUUUUUGUCAGCCACAUGGCCAAAUACCUUUUCCGCAACUUGCUCGCUUGGUUGAGGGCUGGCUUGGUAGCAAGCGUUUGGCUGGGCUGGCUGCCCUAUCUCAUGCGCUCCGUUUGGUCUUUUCUCUUCUGGAUCAGCGACGAGGGACUGGGCGGCGGCCCUGUUCUCUUUGGAAGGCGUCAUGGAAGCACCGCCGGCGGGCUGGACUUGCUGUCCGUAACGCCGUAUGGCUCUACCGUGUGCCCAUCUAGUCCGCUCUUUGCCGCGACCACUACCGUGGCGACCAUCGGCGGCGUUAUUGACGGUCUUCCUCUCGACUCUGCUCAGCUGGUCAAAGGCCUAUACGGCAUCAAUCUCUCCUCUACUGACCCCCUUUAUUCCACCAUUUUGCGCCUUCUGUUCAGUUCUAUAGGCCUGACCGAGAAGCCCACUGUCCUGCCUCCGACCUUGACCAGCUCUAUAACUGGGAGGGCGACGUCUGAGUUGCAAAGACAUCAGACCCUCUUGAGCGGAGUCGGAUUUCUCCGCAACCUUACACGACACGCGACGAUCAACCGAGUAAUCAUAGCCGUACUGGAAGGCCAGAUCAUCACCGUCCUGGUCAUAGUUUGCUUCAUCCUCAUCAUUCUCGUCAGGGAUUACGUCGUACAACAGCAGCCCGAGAUUAAUAUGCGGGCCGCCUUCGCUGCCGCGGAAAAUCCGGCGCUCGCAGCUGGCCCGGUACAAGAUGCGCCAGUGCCAGGUGACGAAGUGAAUCAAGAUGUUGCUGGCCCGCGCGAGAGACCUGUUGAGGAAACUUUGGACGACACUUCGGAUCUUCCCUCUAACAAUCACCAGGAGCCGAGUCAGACUAUGCCAGCCGAGCGAGGCUGGGAAGCGCUCGGCUGGGAAGAGCCUACCCCAUUUGGAGGCCGCCGCCCCUCAGGUAGCAGCUUUACCGAGUCCUCCGCAAGACAGUCGUUGGCGCCAAUCCUCGAGUCUAGUCAAGCUACCCGUGACACCGCGUGGGCCGCGAACAACAUGCGGGAAUUUGAAAGGACCACUAUACAUGAAUAUCUGGGAAUAUAUCGGGAGGCGGGUGGGGAUCCGGAGAAGAUCCUAAGAAUCGCGCAAGAACGCCAUCUCGAAGACAAGUUGGACUACUGGAUCAGAUUGACCAGGUCCAUGAUGGACCGUGGUACGCAGACGGAGGAUGGAAGGUCCGAUAUUAGCCAUCUAGCUGGGCUUUCCACCAGGAUAAACGCUACGAAUCAGCAGGAUGAUCUAGCCAACACCGCCUUCUCCGAUUUACCAAGUCUCCGUCAGCCAUCAGACGGCUUGCGAUUCCAAAAUUCUGGCGACCCGAAAGGCAAGGGUAGGCUCACAGAUGAUGUCGACGACAUUGAGGAUUACUACUCCGCGGGCCCAUCACGCCGACGGGCGAAUACCGACGGACCCAGGAUCAGCAACGCAAUCAACCCUCUGGCUAACAACAACUGGUCCUUUUCGAACGUUGCAUCCGAAUCCCGUCUCGGAUUUACCCCUGAAUCGGCUGCGGACGCUUCGACCCCGGAUCAUGGUUUCGAGCAAGAACAGGACGAUAUCUACGACUAUCCAGAACAUGAGGGCAGCGAAGCCGCCGGAGAAGGCCCCUUGAGUGCCGUUACCGGGGCGUCUCCAGCCGCGCUUGCCGGUUCUUCCAGAACUGCGGAGGACUCUCGCCAGAUCAGAUCUGAACCAACCCCUUCCGGGCAGCAUCAUGCAUUGGGGGAUGCUGAUGCCUUGCCCGAGCUACCACCUAAUGAGGCACCUCCUCCGCCUCGCCAGCCGGCGGGCAUAGUGGAGAGAGUUGCCGAUUUUAUGUGGCGCAACGUUGACGACAUUGACCCGGCCGAGCUCGCCGCGGUCGAUUUCUUGGGCGACUUCAACGAUAAUGAGGAUGGUAGGGAUGAAGGUGGCGAUCAGGAUAACGCACUGGCUGAAGAUAUAGAACGGGACCGCGAAGCUGUCGAGGCCGCGGCAGCAGCCGGUCUCGAUCCAGAGGCCAUCGAAGACGCCGAGGACCUCGAAGGUAUUCUUGAGCUGCUCGGUAUGCGAGGACCAAUAGCUGGAUUGUUUCAAAAUGCCAUAUUCUGCGCCUUCCUCGUUUCCAUCACCAUUUUUCUCGGAGUUUUCCUUCCAUACAACAUUGGCCGUGUGAUUGUUUGGACUCUUGCAAACCCCGCACGCCCGGCACGGAUGAUGGUCAGUCUCUCCAAGUUCGUCCAAGACUGCGGCCUGGUUGCUCUAGGACUGCUCUCUUACACCACUUCUGAGACUUUUCGGCUAUUGAGCCGACCCUUUGGACUUGAGACUAUCGCGGAGUACACGAAGUUGACUGCCACCGCGUCCUUGUCUAUGGCCGUCAGUGCUGGGAAUAGGAUUGGUAGCAGCUUCUUGACGGAGUUCUUGGUGGUAUCCGGAUCUGAGAUGCGCAACUUUUCUGCAAUCAGCCACGAAGCCCUGCUCCGGAUGAAGGGGCACCUCGGCAUGGCCUUCUCCACGCUUUGGCAUCUCUUCGCCCUCGUACUCGGUGGUGAUUAUUCUGCCAAGGCGCCUGAGGCUCUCGCUUUGACUGCGAAAAUCUCCACGAUCGCGUGGGGAAGCUUAAAGGAGCUACCGACGGUUGUCGCGAACCCGAGUUCCUGGGUCCUCAAUCUGAGCUUGCCCGAGACUACGCAGACAUUCGAUCCGGAACUCGCUCAUUGGGACAGCAUGGACAGAUUUUGGGCAAUCAUUGCAGGCUACGUGACAUUGUCGUUGGCGGCCGGUCUCUACCUGCGACGCGGCGCCCUAUUUUCAACCGGACAAACCGCCCAGGAGUGGGAGGCGACCAUCAUCGACGGCCUCAACCAGGCUAGCGGUGUGAUGAAAGUCAUCCUGAUUAUUGGCAUCGAGAUGCUCGUCUUCCCCCUUUACUGCGGUACAUUGCUUGACGUUGCAUUGCUCCCGCUAUUCGAGGACACCACGCUCAGGUCUCGUCUCCUCUUCACCGUCAACUACCCCGUCACCUCCCUCUUCGUCCACUGGUUUGUCGGUACGGGGUACAUGUUUCAUUUCGCUCUCUUUGUGUCCAUGUGCCGAAAAGUCAUGCGCAGGGGUGUUCUUUACUUUAUCCGUGACCCUGAUGACCCGGAAUUUCAUCCCGUCCGCGAUGUUCUGGAGCGCAACGUGACGACUCAGUUGCGCAAGAUACUCUUUUCUGCAUUUGUCUAUGGCGCGCUGGUUAUCGUGUGUCUGGGCGGUGUUGUCUGGGGGUUGUCCUUCUGUCUGCCGGGUAUCUUGCCCAUCCAUCAUUCGUCCAAGGAACCGGUGCUGGAGUUUCCUAUCGACCUCCUGUUCUACAAUUUCCUGAUGCCCUUGGCCGUCAAAGUCUUCCGACCAAGCGAUGGGCUCCACGCUAUGUAUACCUGGUGGUUUCAGAGGUGCGCGCGCGCCCUGAGAAUCACAUGGUUUCUCUUCGGGGAACGGCGAGUCGAUGAAGAAGGCCAGUUAGUGCUGAGGCGGGACUCGCCGGAUCAUAAUCUUCCCUUCUGGAGACGGUUGUUCCUGGAAGUUGGCCCCAACGGCGAGGUGAUGGCCAAAACCUCAUGGCACGAUAUCUUUGAAGGCGGUACGGCUAAGCCCCGUGCAGCCAUUUCUACGGACCAGAUGGUCCUGCUAAGCGCUAAGAAGGCGGACCUGGUACGAUCGGGACAACUUAUUCCGGAUGGGCGAUUCGUCCGGACUCCGGCUUCCGAUCAGGUCAAAAUACCCAAAGGGAGGAAUGUCUUCCUCGACGUCACCGAAAACAACACGCGACUGGACGGAAAGGCUGACCUCCCGGGGACGGAUAUUUACUCAACCGACCAGUACCAGUUUGUUUACGUGCCCCCACACUUCCGUCUCCGCGUGUGCUUGUUCAUCCUGUUGAUUUGGAUCUUCGCGGCGGUCACCGGCGUUAGCAUUACGAUCGUUCCGCUUGUUUUUGGGCGUUGGAUGUUCAAGUCGCUGAUCCCACAGCAUAUCCGCACCAACGAUAUCUAUGCCUUCAGCAUCGGUCUUUACAUCCUUGGCUCGGCCGCGUACGCUCUGUUCCACGCACGGUCGGUCUAUCGGAGAAUCAAGGCGUGGGUGACCACGGCAGUCGGGUCCGCCUUUGGACGCGAAGCGGGCCGACGAGUGCUCGGCUUUGUCGUCCACGCCGCAAAAGUAAUCUACUCUUACUUUUUCCUUCUCCUCGUCUUCCCCCUUCUAGUCGCGUCGUUGAUGGAACUUUACGCCUUGAUCCCGCUACAUGAGCUCAUGUACAGUGCUCUAUUAUCGGGUGAGGGCAGGAAGUCAAUGGCGUCGGGCACAGUCGGUGAGCCCAACCCACCACAUACGAUCCGAGUUGUCCAGUCGUGGACCAUCGGACUCCUCUACCUCAAACUGAGCAUUCGCAUCGUCACAACUUGGUUCCCAGGCACACGCCUCGCCACUGCGGUGAGGGCCGUGCUUCGCCGUGGCUGGCUUGAUCCCGAUGUUAACGUCCUCAACCGCGCGUUCAUAAUCCCAGGCUUGGCGGUAUGGUCUACGGCUGUGGCAACACCCCUCUUGUUCGCAAAGUUCACGGUGGACAACGGGCUGGCAUACACCAUCAUGCAGUCUUCCGGCGUCACGGUCGCCGACGGCUCACCUGAUCAGGCCGUAUACGACGCCUAUUUGGUUUUGAUCUAUCGCCUCAGCUUCCCGUUCGUGGCGCUCCUUCUUGCCAGCGGCUUCACCUUGUGGAGCCUAGUGGGUGUCUUCCGCAGCUGGCAGGUCCGGAUUCGAGACGAGGCAUACUUGAUCGGCGAGCGUCUCCACAACUUCAGCACGGGCAACGGUGCGCCCCGGCCGAGAGGGGCAUGGAGGACUGGCGGGGCAAGGAUAUGACCGUCAACCUUGACAUUUGUUGGAUGUUUUUUGCAUUGGUUAUUGAUUCCCUAAUAUGCGGAGACGGGGGCUGUCUGAUCCGUCCUAAGAUAUGAGAAAUAAUGUUGCUCUCCGACCAGCCAUGUUUCAUGAGGUGAUGCGCGAUGCCGAGGUCUUUAGGAUGUGUUGUCCUGUCUUGCCCUGUGCAGAAGUGAGCCGUGAUCGCUAGAUGUACAAGUAUCUUACUGUCAAGUACCUCACAAGCCGAUGUUAGACCUAAUAUGUACAUACAUACCUACAUAGAGCACAAAAAUACUCUCUAUCCG
Molecule: messenger RNA, 5976 nt
Organism: Canariomyces notabilis
Lineage: Eukaryota; Fungi; Ascomycota; Sordariomycetes; Sordariales; Chaetomiaceae
Exons: 1
Coding region: 392-5671 (1759 amino acids)
Cellular component (GO): endoplasmic reticulum membrane
Molecular function (GO): zinc ion binding
Source: RefSeq, a predicted model, not a curated record